AUGAAUUACAGUAACAUCAAGUUCGAGACCAAGGUGCCCAUCAUCUCGUCCGAAGUCAGCACACACCGCACCUUCAUGGACACUGUUGGCCGCUCGACGCUCCAGCUCACUGCACUAAACGUUGUCGACGACUUCCGCGGCAAGGAGCUCGUCGUGACCUAUGACUACCCCUUCCUCGCAGGCUUCAGGAAGCCUAUUGUCAUCUUCAGCUCCAUGAUGGCAACCUUCGGCGUCGCAUAUCUCAUCAGCAGACUCGAUGUCAGCAUCGGCAGAAAAGCGUAG
Aureobasidium uvarum is the source of this 282-nucleotide messenger RNA. The record is from the annotation of a GenBank genome assembly. NCBI's taxonomy places the organism in Eukaryota, Fungi, Ascomycota, Dothideomycetes, Dothideales, Saccotheciaceae.